UCCCCUUUCCCCCAGAGAAAAUCCAAGAUCACAGCCUCACGCAAACUCUUGUUGAAGAGUUUGAUGCUGGCCAAGGCCAAGGAGGAGUGGGAUCAGGAGAUUGUGGACAAGCAGGCAGAGAAGGAGAGGUACCUGUCUGAGAGGGUCACCCCACUGCACACCAGCGGGCUCUCCCUGAGCCAGCUCCAGGACUUGUGCAGGGAGCUGCACGAGAAGGUGGAAAUUGUGGAUGAGGAGAGAUACGACAUUGAAGCGAAAUGCAACCAUAACACCCGGGAGAUUAAAGAUCUGAAAAUCAAAGUCCUCGAUCUCCGGGGCAAGUUCAAGCGGCCUCCCCUGCGCCGGGUCCGUGUCUCGGCCGACGCCAUGCUCAGGGCUCUGCUGGGCUCCAAGCACAAGGUGUCCAUGGACCUCAGGGCCAACCUGAAGUCUGUCAAGAAGGAGGACACGGAGAAGGAGCGCCCUGUGGAAGUGGGAGACUGGCGCAAGAAUGUGGAGGCCAUGUCGGGCAUGGAGGGCAGGAAGAAGAUGUUCGACGCUGCCAAGUCCCCCACGGGGCAGUGACAGGAGCACUGGGAAGAAGACCGUCCCCGUCCCUGCUGCCAGCCUGCCCUUGCUGCUCCCUGUCCCUUUGUGCCCGUCCCUGAAUUCCCCCUGAGCUGGAACACGAGGACAGCGGUGUGGAAAGGAGUCCUGAGCUUCUUCCUUCCAGCAGUGCCCUCAGCCCCGCCUCUGCACAGCGUCCCCUCAGCAGCCACAGGCCGUGCUGUCCCCAAGGGCCAGUGCCACCCACCCCUGCCAGCCCUGCAGAGCUGCCCCCUGUGCCCCCCUGUGCCCCCAGUGCCCCGUGGCAGCCCGAGAUGUCCCUGCCAGCCAGAUGUGCAUUAAAGGACUGUCCUGGGCCGAGGCUGUGUGCACUCCUCACUGGGGAACUCUGCCCAGGGCCAGGCCAGGCCACCCUGCAGUGUCCCCAUGCUGGCACUCAGACCCUACUCCCUGGGCUCACACAGGCUUUGGGCUCGUCCCUUCCAGCCCUGGGCUGUUCCUCACAUCCCACAGCCCUGCUGAGCCCCCUGGCCCCACUCAGAGCCAGCCCUGCUGGGCUCAGGGCUGCAGAGAUCCCCAAGCACCAGCCUGGGGGAACAGAGCUGCCUGCUCUCCAUCCCCACUCCUCUGCUUCUGGAAAAGCCCUCAGAGCUCCAGGCACCAGCUCCCCUCCAGCUGCCCACCACAAGCACUGCAGCUGUGGCAGUUGGGGCAUUUCAAGGGUUAAUUCCAGAGAUGAAUCCAUAUUUCAGGCCAAACAUCCCGUUCUUCCCCCCAGUCCAACCAUUUCUGUGUCACAGCCCCCCAGCCUGCAGCUGGGCAGUGAAGGCAGCUGGGAAUGUGCCAGCUCAUUCUGGAGCAGGGCUGGAGGGGUGAAUUUGUGAGAAUUCAAACUGCUGGGGUCUCCUGGCUGGGGGCACUGCAGGGGAUGCUCAGCCCACAGGCAGAGCUGCUCUUGCCAGUUACAGCAGUGCCUUGUCUGUGUUCCCAGGGUAUCCAGAGAAUUGCAGCACUCCCAGAUUGAAGCCCACACCACACCGGGGUGUGCUGCAGCACCCCCCAUCCCUUUGGAGAGAGCCUGUAAAGUGCAGAAAAUGCAAUAAACUGAGA
This is a messenger RNA of Zonotrichia leucophrys gambelii, 1656 nucleotides long. It is a transcript of the gene TNNI1, whose product is annotated as troponin I1, slow skeletal type. NCBI's taxonomy places the organism in Eukaryota, Metazoa, Chordata, Aves, Passeriformes, Passerellidae. Gene Ontology annotation, cellular component: troponin complex. Gene Ontology annotation, biological process: skeletal muscle contraction; cardiac muscle contraction. Bases 64 to 564 code for a protein of 166 amino acids. The record is from RefSeq and is a predicted model, not a curated record. The transcript has 6 exons.